Molecule: messenger RNA, 630 nt
Organism: Eruca vesicaria subsp. sativa (arugula)
Lineage: Eukaryota; Viridiplantae; Streptophyta; Magnoliopsida; Brassicales; Brassicaceae
Source: the annotation of a GenBank genome assembly
ACGGAAAUUAUUUCAUACUCUAUCAUUCGAUUUACAUAAAACAUUACAAACAAUAAAAAUUAAACGAUCAAAUAGCGAUUUACGAAAAAAAAAAAUUCUCACAUAACAUCAAGGAUUUGAAAUAAUUGGGGUAAGCUUUUUUAAAAUAAUGAAAACGCGACUCAAACCAUAAUAGCUGAGUACACAAUAACGGUGAAAACGGUUCCAACCAUGAAAGCUUUGUUGGAGAAAGCGACACUUGGUGCGGGCGCUUCAUCUGAAGGCCCUGGAGCAAGUCCGUUUGGGCUCAAGGCAGGACCUUCCGGAGCUGGUGGAGAGGCGGCAGGAACAUCAGAUGGAGAAGGAGCUGCCGACGGCGGAGUAGUUGCUGGGGCUGGGGUUGCAGCCGGUGGUGGAGUGGUGGUUGGGGCAGGGGUUGCGGCGGGUGGUGGAGUGGCAACUGGUGGAGGAGUAGCUACGGGAGGGGGAGUUGCGGCGGGUGGAGGAGGAGUAGCGGUGGGAGUAGGAGCUGGAGCUUGAGCAAGUGUUGACGUGGCGAAGAUAGCCAUGAUCAAGAAAACUAGGACAGUUUUGGAACCCAUUUUUACUCUCUUUCUCUCUGAAAAUGCGUUUUCUUUUGGUUUUAGAGUA